Molecule: messenger RNA, 3834 nt
Organism: Patiria miniata (bat star)
Lineage: Eukaryota; Metazoa; Echinodermata; Asteroidea; Valvatida; Asterinidae
Exons: 8
Coding region: 181-1935 (584 amino acids)
Source: RefSeq, a predicted model, not a curated record
GGCCACGUGUAACAAACUCAUAUAGGGCGGCUUAAACACUCACAAUGAAAACAUUUCAAACGGCAAAUCAACGGCUUCCCAAUGCCCGCAAUAACUGUUCAGAUUACCGGCGGUGAAGCACUUGGAGCUCGUCUCUCAAUGGUAUAGAUUUCUGCGCGUAGUUCGUGAAGCAAGUUGAGAAUGGCGCAUAUGAGAAAUCUCUUCUUUGGCGUGUAUGUUCUGGUUGCGAUAACGUCCGUGCAAUCCAAGCUGACAAUGCACCAGCAGCAUCUGAAAAUGCACCAGGAGAUUCUCAAGAAGAAAGAACAGGCAGCGGAGGCAGCCUCUACCAAGACGGAGGGAGAAGCAAGCGUGACUUCAAGGCCGGAGACGGACUCGGAGCCGUCGACUACAGAGCCCCGGACAGCUGGUCAAAAACCAGUCAGUGAGAAUCUGCCCAAAAAGCCCCUUAAAGUAAACCAACCUCCUGAGGGUAAGAGUCCCGACCGGGAGUCUUCACAGCCUGACAAAGCUUCCACAGGACAUGUCAAGGAGGCUCCAAAAUCAGGAGGUGCUUCAAAGAAACCACAAACGGGACACCCCGACCCCAAAGAAGUACCCAAGAAGCAAGGGGAUGCUUCCAGAGAUACAAACCAGAAACGCUCCACUGAACCUUCACAUCCCCCAACAAAAUCGCAGGACUCGGUCACAGAAGGCGGUAAGCUGGAAAAUAAAGUGUCACGAAACGAACCUCAACCGGUUGUGGACACCUUUCCCGCGAAAGAUCCAGUAUCCAAAGGAGAAGCGCCGGGGGCACAGGAGGAGCCAGUGGUUGUCUCUGAUGAUGACGUGAUUUUCAUUGACAAAGAGGUUGGGCAAGAGGAAGAGAACGGCAAGGAAGAUGUCCAGAGAUACCCAGACCCUGAUUUGGACAACGAGGACGGGGGAAUCGGUGAUCUCGAAGGGAGAGGGGCAGGGGGAGCGGCCAAGGAGGAAGAUGAUGAGGAGGAGGAUUAUCAUCCAGAUGAUUACUUCGAUAACAGGCAACAAGAGGAGGCAGGGGGCAGUGCCAAGCUGCGGGAAGACGAAGAGUUGGUCCGCUCCCUCGCUUACAAAGACUUCGAAGACGUGUUGUAUGAUGAGAAAUACAACAUGUUACAUUUUGUCUCCGAAGGUUGUGAUGAGUGCGAGAGAUUCCGACCGCAUUUCCGGGAGGCAGCUCGCAAGUUCUGGCAGAUGGAGGACGAUUCCAAGGAGGUAGUGAGCGUGAAUUUUUACGAAGUGACGGAUCCCAAGCUCCUGGUCAGGUUCAACCUGAGGUGGCUACCCACCGUGUUCUUUUUCAGGGACGGGGUGCCGAUCUUAUACGAAGGCGAUUUAAACGCAGAAUCUUUGGUGAGUUGGGCGUUUGCCAAUCUUGAGGUCCGGGGCUGGUCACUGACGGACGCAAAUUUUGACAAAGAGACAGAGGGAACCAAAGACCCUACCUCCACGUUGCAGUGGCUCGUUCAUUUCUGUGACGUGGAUGCGGUUGGUUGUGAUGGUUUCAUGGCGACUUGGGAGAACGCAGCAUCUAGGCUAAAAGGUGAAAUCGAGUUCGGAUACGUUGACGUGGGGACCGAGGCUGGCCUUUUCAAGCGGUUUAACGUGGAUCCGAAGAAACUGCCGAUUGUUGUUCUCUUAAAGCAAGGUCAAGCAUACUGGUGCACGCUGCCUCUUAUCGAGCUGACACCAGAGAGCAUAGUCCACUUUGCCAAAGAAGGACAUCUGAAGAUAGAGAAAGAAGAAGUGCCCAGUAAACUAAGCAAACUAGCGACAGCAUUUGUUAUAGCGAGUUCGAAUAUAAAGGCCAUUGGAAUUACGAUAGUCGUGACUUCUUUGUUGUUAUACAUCAUCUACAUCUGCGUCUUUCGUAGGCGGGAGCUCUCGGAUGUCGGGAACAAAAAAGCAGUUUGACGCAUCCUGAAGUUGAUAUGAUUAAACAAGGGUGGUGGGGAAAUGAAGUAACUUUGGAGAAAAGAGCAGAUCACAUCUGGUAACGGUAGAUGUUUUCCUCCUUCAUGUACGUUUAAAUAUCCAUGGGGUUUAGGUUUGAAAUUAACUCCUGGACACGAACAAACGUAAGCAACUCGAUUAUCUGUAAUUCUAAUAAGCUUUCCUCUAAAACUUUAUUUUACAGGUUUAUUUUAACAUGAUUUGUUAGCUUUUUUAAACCCAAAAAGUAUACGUGUAUAUGAGUCUAUAGAAAAGUUUCAGUCCUACGGAAGUGCCUUUAUUACAAUUUCAACGUUGAAGGGUGAGAUUUUGUCGUUGACGAGUUUCGUUACUGUUUUGUUUCCUCAGUACUAUUUUAUAAUUUAGAAUUACAAUAUUUACAUAUGGUUAAUUACACAUGCAUGCAUAUUACAAGGCUGAAAAUUAAUACAAUUCAUUUUUGGCUUUUUUCUUUUGCCAUUUUUUUUUUUACAGUAGCCAAUAUAUUCACAAAAAUAACUCUUAAAUAAGUUUGAAAAAUAAAUCCUGCUUUGUUGUGUAUUUCAUACUGCACUACAUAUCGGCACAAAGCUAACAGUUGCAUAACACAGGCGUUCUUUUAUCUUAAAUAACCGACGUGUAUUACUUGAACACUGUACUUUCAUUAACAAAUUUAUCAUUACACAUGAACAAGCCAGACAUUAUCCAAGGACCGAGCUGGGAUAAGCUAACAGAUUUUCUAAGUUGGGAAAAAGUAUUAAUCAGCAAAAUAAGGUUACCAGCUAAUAAUUCACGUGAUUCAUAUUGCUUGUGACUGGAUGUCUGCUAAUAUUUUACUGAGCAUUUACAAUUUCAACUAAAAUUGUUGGUUUUUGCUUAGAAGCUCCAUUAAAAUUUCAACAAAAAUAUGUCGAACUGUUAGGCCUCAGUCUUAAUAUAGGCCUUGGUCAUGUGUUUUGGUCCUGUGCUCUGAUACUGCCUUGCCAUUCAACACUUUACCGCUACCCUCCUCACUAUUCUGAACCCCACACCCAUUCAAGGUACUAAAUGUUCCUCCUAUACUACCAACUCCUCUUCAUUAUAUAUGAAUAGUUUUUUACAUAUGCAUAUGUAAAAAGACUUGUUGGAAUAAUUUUAGCUUGUGUUGGACUAUGUGACGUGCUCUCACAUAAUGAGUUGACAUUUAUAGUCAAGAGAUCUCAAUGAUCUGAAUAUUUCAGGAAAAGCUGUGUUAUUAAAUACAGAAAUGUUGAUGUCGAUAGAUACUUAGGUUGAUGAAAUCUUUAAGAUAUCUGGCGUUCAGUGUUCUUAAAGUAGAUAAUUUGGAGAUGUAUCUUUAGAAUGAUUUAAUAGCAUAUUGGUGGCUUACAUCUCAUUUUGUGAGAGCAGAGCAUUAUAUUUCGGAAACUGCAAUUCAAGUUGGUAAACUGCAAUAACACUUUGUCAUUACCUGUAAAUUGGUAAAGUUUUAAAACAUCUGAUGAUAACUUCUCUGAAUUACAUACCUCACUUUAAAUUACAACAUAAGCUGCAAGGUCGAUUCUUUGCUUUAUAAAAAUCAAUCAAAUAAACCGUUUAAAGAUUUUAAACGAAUCUUUUUCCAUCUAGUGCAAUAAAAGUACUUUGACAACCUCAGGCAAAAAUGUAGUUAUACUGGCUACAGUAACAAUGCAACAUUACAGCAAGGCAUACUCAUUGUUACACACUGGCAACAAAUUAAGCAUAAUAGUCCACCAAAAUCCCACACCUCUUGUGGGAUUCUGAAGACAAUAAAGAGAAAAUUAUUAACGAGAAACUCAUCAGUACUGGCUCAAACUGAGGUGAAUUGUUUAGUUUAAGAUUUCUUUUAUACUUAAUUGUUCUUUCCCCAAAAAAACACUU